Lolium rigidum is the source of this 739-nucleotide messenger RNA. Its product is annotated as non-symbiotic hemoglobin-like. Lineage: Eukaryota; Viridiplantae; Streptophyta; Magnoliopsida; Poales; Poaceae. Gene Ontology annotation, molecular function: oxygen binding; heme binding. The transcript has 2 exons. The coding region runs from base 9 to 572 and encodes 187 amino acids. The record is from RefSeq and is a predicted model, not a curated record.
CGACAGACAUGAGCAGCGGCAACGUGGAGGAGCAUCAGGCUGCGGCCAUGGAAGCCACGAUAGAGAAGCCAUCGAAGGAUCCGGUGGUGGUGAACACCAGCUUCAGCGAGGAGCAGGAGGCGCUGGUGCUGAGCGCGUGGGACGCCAUGAAGGCGGACUCCGCCGCCAUCGCGCUUAAGUUUUUCCUCAGGAUCUUCGAGAUUGCGCCGGCGGCGAAGCCAAUGUUCCCGUUCCUGCGCGACGCUGGCGAGGACGCGCCCCUGGAGAGCCACCCGAAGCUCAAGGCCCACGCCGUCACCGUCUUCGUCAUGGCCUGUGAGUCGGCCACGCAGCUGCGGAAGACCGGCGACGUGAAGGUGAGGGAGGCCACGCUGAGGCGGCUCGGCGCCACCCACGUGAAGGCCGGUGUCGCCGACGCGCACUUCGAGGUGGUGAAGACGGCGCUUCUGGACACCAUCGAGGGCGCGGUCCCGGACAUCUGGACGCCCGAGAUGAAGGGCGCGUGGGAGGAGGCCUACGACCAACUCGCCGCCGCCAUCAAAGAGGAGAUGAAGCUCGCUGCCUCGGCUUGAUGCGCCAUGCGUGCCUGCAAGGGAUACUCUGACUCCGCGACGAGGCGACCGAUGUGUGUGUACUGGUAGUCUGAAAUACUGGAUUGUCCGUGGAUUGUGGAGGAUUAGGCUAAUUUGUCAACCGUUGUUGUCGUUGAUGAAUACUGAAAAAGACUUCUGCAAAAUUA